AUGCACUCCUCUCGCCUUCUUCCCCCCUCAUUCCUCCUCCCAUCAUGGAAUACCCGGCAACUACAAUGUCUCUUUCAACGGCGUCACGUAUACCAAAAGACACGCAUUCGCAACCGCGGCGGAGAACCUCCAAAACCAAAAGGUGAAUCUCUCUUUGGAGCACGACGUCUCGACCUUACUCCAACUAUUAAACCACCUACUUCUCUUUUCGAAGAACUCUUCCCAGAAGAACAACAGAAACCUCCUUCAUCUUCACCGCCCUCCAAACGUUUCAAACCCCCACCUCCGAGGUUUCCAAAACUGCCUACAUUUGACUGGACAUCUAAUAUCGAGACAUUUGACGAAGCGGAAGUGCGGAGACGAGCUGCGGAGAAAGAGAGGAAGGAUUGGAAUAUUGUGGGAAAGGAGAGAGGAAGUGAAGAGGAGGAUGCGGUUCAAAGGCGGGAGGCUAGUGUGUUGAUUUUGAAUUGCGCGAGUAAGACAUUGGAGGAGAGUGACUUUUUUAGAUUGAGUCCGAAGGGUGAACAUAUUGAGGGUUGGACGAGUGGGAUCAUUAAGAUUAUCCCUGGGCGCGAUCCCCAUACUCUCCAGUCCCUAGGCCACUACUUCAUUCUCUUCAGUUCGCGCGCUGCAGCUCUGGCCUACUUCCACCGAACUAUUGAACUACACACCCUCUCUCGAACCUACAGCCCUAACAGCAUCCCUCUCCCACUUCAAAUCUCCAAUCGCUCCUCUCGAAGCCCCGAUCGUCCCCCUUCAACUCUCCCUCACUCCCCAACCGAACUCCAAAAUCUUCUCAAGAACUUCACCCUCGUCCCCCCAUAUACACGUCUUUCUCUACGCAUUCUUCAAAAACCUUACCGACCAGCGAUGACCACUCUUUUAGCAACCGGCGCUCCCACCACGCUCACACAAUCCAGAUCCCAAUCCCACACCAUCGACACUGUCCUCUUCACACUCACCAUUCCCAGCAUUGGACUCAGUUCAUGGGGUCUCCGAGAAAUCCUCGACGCAGACGGUAAACGUCGCAACCUACAUUGGCGCUUUGCUCAAUCUGGGGCCAUCAUUCGUGUUGGCGAAAAGAUAGAUCCUGCAACUGGAAGUGAAAAAACAGAAAUAGGUUAUCGAGGAGAAAAUAUUAUCGGAAGGAAGAAAGCUUAUAAUACGAGUGGAAGAUAUAUAAUCUCGUUUAUGGAUCGAGCCGAAGCGAGAAGAUUUGUUCGAGAAUGGCAUAAGAGACCUUGUCCGUUGCAAAAGGAGUAUAAAGAGGGAGAUGAACCACCUCCGAUUGCUAAUGUCGAGAUUAUGUGGUAG
This is a messenger RNA of Botrytis sinoallii, 1314 nucleotides long. RefSeq lists its product as uncharacterized. The record is from RefSeq and is a predicted model, not a curated record. Bases 1 to 1314 code for a protein of 437 amino acids. The transcript is spliced from 2 exons. Lineage: Eukaryota; Fungi; Ascomycota; Leotiomycetes; Helotiales; Sclerotiniaceae.